AUGAGCCCUGCAGCUGGCCCCAGCGUGACGCCUGAUGCAGAAGACAAGACUGUGAAACCAGUGUCAGAGGCUGGUUCAGAGGCGGCCGUGACUGCUGAAAUGAACGAGCUAUAUGUUUCCAACAGCGAAAUCGCAGCUGUAAUGCCAGGCGAAAACGAAGAUUUUGGCGAGCCGAUGGAGGCCCCUCCAUCCGAAUUUGCUUGCGCUUACUGUAACGUGGACUCUGCAAAAUGUGUGGUCAAGUGCAACACUUGCAACAAGUGGUUCUGCAACUCCAAAAACGGAACUUCGAGCUCCCAUAUUAUUAAUCAUUUGGUUUUAUCUCAUCAUAACACUGUUUCUCUUCAUCCUGAAUCAGACUUAGGUGAUACCGUUCUAGAAUGUUACAACUGUGGAUGCAAGAAUGUUUUCGUUUUAGGUUUUGUUUCUGCUAAAAGUGAAGCUGUUGUCGUCAUUCUUUGUCGUCUUCCUUGCGCACAAACAAAGACGGUAAGUUGGGACACUGACCAAUGGCAGUCUUUAAUUGAGAACCGCCAGUUUCUCUCUUGGGUUGCCGAAGAUCCUAGCGAUGAAGAAUUACUGCGCGCCAGAAUGAUUUCGCCAAGUCAGAUCUCUAAAUUGGAGGCAAAGUGGAGAUCUAAUAAGGAUGCAACAAUCAACGACAUUGAAGUUCCGGAUGAAAAGGAGGAGGUCCCGCACAUAUUGAUGAGAUACGCGGAUGCCUAUCAAUACCAGAGAUCUUUUGCUCCGCUUGUGAAGAUAGAGGCCGACUACGACAAACAAUUAAAAGAGUCCCAAGCAUUGGAGCACAUUUCAGUUUCUUGGUCACUCGGCCUCAGUAAUAGACAUCUGGCAUCGUUUGCACUAUCAACUUUUGAAUCAAAUGGACUAAAAGUUGCUGUAGGUGAUGAGAUGAUUUUGAGGUAUUCGGGCGUACAGCAUCCAGAAUGGGAAGGCCAUGGCUAUAUCGUCCGGUUGCCUAAUAGUUUUCAAGACCAACUAACGCUAGAGCUAAAACCUAGCAAAACUCCCCCUCCGACAAGCUUCAACACUGGUUUCACCGCUGAGUUCGUCUGGAAAGGAACUUCUUACGACCGAAUGCAAGAGGCGAUGAAGAAAUUUGCAGUUGUCAAAAAAUCCGUCUCGGGCUUUCUAUAUUAUAAAAUCUUAGGACAUGAAGUUCCAGAUCUCGAGUUUGACGUGAAUUUACCAGAGCAAUUCUCAAUUCCUCAUUUUACACAGCUCAAUGUUUCUCAAGCCAAUGCUAUUCGACAUGUUCUACAGCGCCCGCUGUCUUUGAUUCAGGGUCCUCCGGGGACUGGAAAAACAGUGACAUCUGCUACAAUUGUUUACCAUCUUUCGAAACUCCACAAGGAACGCAUUUUAGUAUGUGCUCCGUCAAAUGUGGCUGUUGAUCACCUGGCAGCUAAACUUCGUGACUUGGGCCUUAAAGUUGUUCGUUUAACUGCUAAAAGCAGAGAGGAUGUUGAGAGCUCUGUCUCCAACUUAGGUCUUCACAACUUAGUUUCAAGAUCGGCGAAAGGUGAGUUGAAAAAGCUUUUGAAACUUAAAGAAGAUGUCGGUGAACUGUCUCCAAGUGAUGCUAAAAAAUUUGUGAAACAAGUGCGGAAAUCCGAACUGGAAAUACUGAAGAAGGCAGACGUUGUUUGUUGCACAUGUGUUGGAGCUGGCGAUAAAAGGUUGGAGGCAAAGUUCAGGACUGUUUUGAUUGAUGAAAGUACGCAAGCGUCCGAACCCGAGUGUCUGAUUCCAAUUGUCAAAGGUGCUAAGCAGGUAGUUUUGGUUGGUGACCAUCAACAACUUGGCCCUGUCAUUCUCGACAGAAAGGCUGCAGAUGCCGGUCUGAAACAGUCUUUGUUUGAGAGGUUAAUCUCUCUUGGGCAUAUUCCAAUCCGCCUAGAAGUGCAAUAUCGUAUGAACCCCCACUUAAGUGAAUUUCCAAGCAAUAUGUUUUAUGAGGGCAGUUUACAGAAUGGUGUAACCAUUGAACAACGCAGUGUAACAAACAGUACAUUUCCAUGGCCUAUUCAUGAUCUUCCAAUGAUGUUUUGGUCCAACUAUGGCAGAGAGGAGAUAUCUGGUAAUGGCACAUCAUACCUAAACAGAAUUGAGGCUAUGAACUGUGAACGUGUCAUAACGAAGCUCUUUAAGGACGGUGUGAAACCUGACCAAAUAGGUGUUAUCACGCCGUAUGAAGGACAAAGAGCAUAUAUUGUCCAGUACAUGCAAAUGAAUGGUUCCAUGGACAAGGAGCUUUACAUGAAUGUUGAGGUAGCAUCUGUUGAUGCUUUUCAAGGUCGCGAGAAGGAUUAUAUCAUUUUAUCAUGUGUUCGUGCUAACGAACAGCAAGCAAUAGGUUUUUUGAGUGACCCCAGACGUUUAAAUGUUGCACUCACCCGUUCAAAGUAUGGACUUGUCAUCCUGGGCAAUCCUAGAUCCUUAUCCAGAAACAGCUUAUGGAGUCACUUGCUUGUUUACUUCAGAGAAAAAGGUUGUCUAGUGGAAGGCGCCCUCGGUAAUCUUCAAUUAUGCACAGUUCAGCUUACAAAAUCCAGGAAUGUGCGCCCAUCUCAGAAGACAAACUUCAGUAAAAUGGAAUUCAGUCAUGGGGCUGAAAUGGGGCAAACAAAUUUUAAUGAUUUCGACACUCAAAGUCUAAUGUCUUACGGCGGCAUUGAUACCUUUGGGAUGGCAGGAAAUAGCAAUUUGAAUGCGCUAUUCAACAAUUUCCAUCCUUUUGGUCAACAUCCGCAACAGCUUAAUACUGCAGACACUAACACUUUUGACGGAUACUUAAAAUUCGAUUCAAGCUUAGCCAGAGGCCUCCAAGCCUAUGGAGGUUCCGCCUCGAAAUAUGAAGGCGCAGUCAAAGGGAAUGGGGACAGCAGGAAAGUCCCAGAUGAUGCCGUUCGAGAGCUCAACGUUUAG
This is a messenger RNA of Lachancea thermotolerans CBS 6340, 2949 nucleotides long. RefSeq names its product ATP-dependent RNA helicase NAM7 (gene NAM7). NCBI's taxonomy places the organism in Eukaryota, Fungi, Ascomycota, Saccharomycetes, Saccharomycetales, Saccharomycetaceae. The record is from RefSeq and is a predicted model, not a curated record. Gene Ontology annotation, biological process: nuclear-transcribed mRNA catabolic process, nonsense-mediated decay. Gene Ontology annotation, cellular component: cytoplasm. The transcript has a single exon. Bases 1 to 2949 code for a protein of 982 amino acids. Gene Ontology annotation, molecular function: ATP binding; RNA helicase activity; zinc ion binding.